Messenger RNA from Menidia menidia (Atlantic silverside), 1337 nucleotides. NCBI's taxonomy places the organism in Eukaryota, Metazoa, Chordata, Actinopteri, Atheriniformes, Atherinopsidae. The record is from the annotation of a GenBank genome assembly.
GAAGAUGGCACUGCGAGCAUGUGGUUUUAUAAUAUUUCGCCGCCUUCUUGGCUGCACGCCCCCACCAGGCAACAUUGAAUACCUCCUCCUGCAGACAUCUUAUGGGGAGCACCACUGGACCCCACCCAAAGGUCACGUGGACCCGGGUGAGGACGACCUGACCACAGCUCUGAGGGAGACCAGGGAAGAGGCGGGGCUCGGGGCGGAGCACCUGCGGGUGGUGGAGGGCUUCGUGCAGGAGCUGCGCUACGAGGUUCGUGGCAGACCCAAGGAGGUGUUGUACUGGCUGGCUGAGCUGAGGGAUCCGGGAACAGCAGUGACUCUGUCCGAUGAGCACCAGGACUACCGCUGGGCCCAGCUGGAGGACGCCUGUGCUCUGGCCGGGUACAGAGACCUGCAGGACACACUGAGAGCAGCACAGACACACUUAGAAGCUCAGCAGGACAAGCAGUGAGGUGUCAGAACGUGGGUGGAAAAGACUGCUUAGCUGGGCUACGUUUGACUUUUUUUUUCCUGGUAAAACCAGGUAAAUACACCGUCCCUUCAUUCAUGUAAGUGGAUUGUAACAGAAAUCUGACUCUUUCUGCUUUGGUCAAAUAUUAAUAUCUAUUGUAUGGUUUUAUGUGGCGAUCUCUUAGUCACAUGUAAGAGGAUUGAAUACAGAAAUCAUCUUUAUGUAAACAUGAAUAAGCUGAUAUACACAAUCAGAGCACAAAUGUUUCAGAAAAAUUAAAUGAAUUGUCCUCUACCUUCCAAUGUGGUCCCAACAAUAAGCACGAUCACAGUUUAAUGAGCGGUGUGUGUUUAUCUGGUUAUUUUUACAGCUGGAAUUACACUCUGCUAUGAUUAAAACUAAAUGUCCUGUAUUCUUCAUUCACAAAAUGUGAAUAAAUAUUAUAUAUGGACAUUGAGUUUUAGGUCCUACCACAAGGUGUCACCAAAAACAUACUUUGAUGAAGUUGCACAGUUAGUUCUAUGAGACCCACACCAGUUAUUGCUUUCCGGAAAUUUAAAGCAAAUAGUGGUUGUAGUUUUAUUAUUCUAGAACUAUUGAUUGUAUCAUUGGAGAGAGGAUGAAAUUAUGAAUCAGUUCUGACUGAAUGGAUCUAUCAUAAACAUAUAAAAAUAUGGACUGGCACAAGGGGGCCGCACGGUGGUAUGGUGGUCAGCACCAUCGCCUUACAGCAAGAGGCUGUGGGUCCGAGUCCCUGGGGGAGACAGGACCUUUCUGUGUGGAAUCUGCAUGUUCUCCCUGUGUCUGUGUGGGUUCUCUCCGGGUUCUCCGGCUUCCUCCCGCCAUCCAAAAACCUGCAUGUUAGGUUGACUGGACAUUCCAA